This is a messenger RNA of Xenia sp. Carnegie-2017, 1103 nucleotides long. Its product is annotated as branched-chain-amino-acid aminotransferase, cytosolic-like. The record is from RefSeq and is a predicted model, not a curated record. Gene Ontology annotation, molecular function: branched-chain-amino-acid:2-oxoglutarate transaminase activity. NCBI's taxonomy places the organism in Eukaryota, Metazoa, Cnidaria, Anthozoa, Malacalcyonacea, Xeniidae. Gene Ontology annotation, cellular component: mitochondrion. Gene Ontology annotation, biological process: L-leucine biosynthetic process; L-valine biosynthetic process.
AUGCGUAUAUUAUAUUUUUCUAUUUAGGGUUUUGAGGGCAUGAAAGCAUAUUUUGGCUCAUAUGAUGGCCAGAUAAGAUUAUUUCGACCCAUGGAGAAUGUGAAGAGGUUACAAAGAACAGCAGAAAGACUGUGUCUACCUAGCUUUGAUGGCGAGGAAUUUAUCAAAUGCAUGGUCGAGUUGGUAAAACUCGAUAAAGACUGGGCUCCAAAAGAAGAAAACUGUUCCAUGUACAUAAGACCAACAUUUAUUGGAACUGGGCCAACACUUGGUGUUAACAACCAAAAGAAGUUGCUAUACUGCAUUUUAUCUCCUGUUGGUCCAUAUUUUAAAACAGGCUCGUUUAAUCCAGUCACUUUAAUGGCCGAUGCGACAUACGUUCGUUCUUGGCAUGGUGGCUGUGGAGACUGCAAAAUGGGAGGAAAUUAUGCUCCGUCGUUAUACGUCCAAGACAAAGCACAUAAGAAAAAAUGUGAGCAGGUUCUCUGGCUUUAUGGUGAAGAUGAACAAAUAACUGAAGUUGGCACCAUGAAUAUAUUUCUUUUAUUGAAAAUGAAUGAAGAUGAACUGAUCUCUCCUCCUUUGGACGGUCUAAUAUUACCUGGAGUGACACGAAAGUCGAUGAUUGAACUGGCGCACAAGUGGGGUGAAUUUAAAGUAUCGGAAAGGCUAUUUACGAUGAAAGAAUUGAAGAAAUGUCUCAAGGAGAAUAGAGUGAAAGAAAUAUUUGGCGCUGGUACGGCUUGCGUCGUAUGUCCUGUCAAAGAUAUACUUUAUAAAGAUGAGAUGCUUCAUAUACCAACAAUGGAAAAUGGUCCAAAGAUCGCCAGACGGUUUUACAAGGAACUUACUGAUAUUCAGUAUGGAAAAGUUUCCAGUCCAUGGGCAAAUGUUGUAAAUGAUUCAUCUGAUGAAACGAAAAUUUACAAGCUAUGAGUCUAAAUUAGUUGUUGUUUCUAGUUCAUAGAAACCUUUUUCGUCAUAUGGACACUAAGAAGCUAAAUAUAACCAUUUGUAGAAAACCUCAAUAAUAAAUAUUUGAUUGACAGAAAGAAUUUAUGCUCGUUACCUUUAUUUGCUGAAAUAAAUUUUUCCUAAAAUAA